Messenger RNA from Caenorhabditis elegans, 375 nucleotides. It is a transcript of the gene F47G3.4, whose product is annotated as TIL domain-containing protein. NCBI's taxonomy places the organism in Eukaryota, Metazoa, Nematoda, Chromadorea, Rhabditida, Rhabditidae. The transcript has 3 exons. The record is from RefSeq and is marked reviewed. Bases 9 to 332 code for a protein of 107 amino acids.
AGUUUCAGAUGAAUUUUCAUGUUAUUCUGUUUGCCACUUCCAUCAUCACAGUUUUAGUUUCGACCGCAAGUUGUGGAAAGAUAAAACGAGAGGUUCAUUCUUCCGGAUGCCCGAAGAAUUCCGUUUACAAGGAAUGCACAAACUUUUGCCCGGAUAAAAGUUGCCAAAACAUUCAAACGGUAUCAAGCUGCUUCUCUCUUCGAUGUGGACCACCGGCUUGCAUGUGUAAAGAAGGGCACGUUUAUUUGGAUGGAAAUGACAAAAACAAAGGAUGUGUGAGCAGAGAGACCUGCAAUAAAUUGAAUAAGCUCCGUGACGCCCAUGUUCUUUAAUUUUAUUUGCAAAAAAAAAAACAAUGAAGAUCAUAAAUUACUC